Molecule: messenger RNA, 848 nt
Organism: Saimiri boliviensis boliviensis (Bolivian squirrel monkey)
Lineage: Eukaryota; Metazoa; Chordata; Mammalia; Primates; Cebidae
Source: RefSeq, a predicted model, not a curated record
UCUCACCUGCUCCUCUGUCUGCUCACCCUCAAUCCACCAGAAACAUGGGCUGCUGUGGUUGCUCUGGGGGCUGUGGCUCCGGCUGUGGGGGCUGUGGUUCCAGCUGUGGGCGCUGUGGCUCCAGCUGCUGUGUGCCCGUCUGCUGCUGCAAGCCUGUGUGCUGCUGUGUGCCAGCCUGUUCCUGCUCUAGCUGUGGCUCCUGUGGAGGCACUAAGGGGGGCUGUGGCUCCUGCAGAAGCUCUAAGGGAGGCUGUGGCUGUGGCUCCUGUGGGGGCUCUAAGGGAGGCUGUGGUUCUUGUGGCUGCUCCCAGUCCAGCUGCUGCAAGCCCUGCUGCUCCUCAGGCUGUGGGUCCUCCUGCUGCCAGUCCAGCUGCUGCAAGCCCUGCUGCUCCUCAGGCUGUGGGUCCUCCUGCUGCCAGUCCAGCUGCUGUAAGCCCUGCUGCUCCUCAGGCUGUGGGUCCUCCUGCUGCCAGUCCAGUUGCUGCAAGCCCUGCUGUUCCUCAGGCUGUGGGUCCUCCUGCUGCCAGUCCAGCUGCUGCAAGCCCUGCUGCUCCUCAGGCUGUGGGUCCUCCUGCUGCCAGUCCAGCUGCUGUAAGCCCUGCUGCUCCUCAGGCUGUGGGUCAUCCUGCUGCCAGUCCAGCUGCUGUAAGCCCUGCUGCUCCUCAGGCUGUGGGUCAUCCUGCUGUCAGUCCAGCUGCUGCAAACCCUGCUGCUCCCAGUCCAGCUGCUGUGUCCCCAUGUGCUGCCAGUGCAAGAUCUGAGGCUCUAGCAGGAAUUCUCAGGUAGCUCCUGAAGAUCUGUUCUUCCCAACAAGUGACUACCCCUCAUGCAUAUUCUCUUUCAGAUAU